AGAAUCGGGCAUCGAAAAAUAGAAACAGAAGAAAAAAAUAAUUCGAAAAGAAUAAUAUAACGAUUAAAACUAAAGAAAAAAAUAGCAAACCUUAUGCGGAGAAUCGUGACUUUUCAAACGCGACACUCGUGACAUGCGCACGAGCGUUCCUAGUCGGCGCGAUUGGCUCGCGUGCUAAGUUGAGGGAGAGACCAAACGAGAGCCUCGCAUUAAAAUGGCCGCACCUGGUGAUCGCGUGUUCACCGCGAAGGAACGUCGCGUCGUCACGUAAGAGCUCGCUCACUCGCGCUUUUGCAAACGCCAAGGAUUCUGCGAGAUAGUGACGGCUCUCUCGGGCUCGCAACUCUUUCGGGACUCGUGUUCGUGGAAUAUCCGAAGAGGGAGAAAAAACAUUUUCGUCAUCGAGUCCCUCGGCGUCGGUGACGCUUCGCUAAUAGCGUCUCGAAAUAUCCCUCGUUCUUCCCCCUCGUAUUCUCGAUGUCUCUCCCUCGGGUCGAGUAUUGUGAACGCGCUCUUCUACGAUUGUGAUCCGUCCGAAGGGGAAGCUUCGUCGAUUUUCCGAAUCACGUCCGUGACGACGCUUCAGUGACGUCCCGGUUAACAUCGCCGAGAUACUUCGAUGUACCCUCGUCGGUUCCGUCAGAUUGUGCCUCCUAAAUGGAAAUGUGAAGAGCUCGGGUAACUAAAUAGUCUACCCAAGGAGUUAGUCGCUCAGAAUCAACAUGAGCAGGAGCGGCGAAAGUGGAAUAUCGCUGGCGACGCCACCGGCGAUCCAUGUCGGACCCAUCGUUACGCCCGGAUCCAACGAGACCAUCUCUAUCGUGAUACCAUUAUCGGCACAGCUCACUACAAUGACCAACCAGAAGGUCUAUAAGAACUGCACAGAUUGCAGUAAGGAUGUGAAACAGUCGACCACCUGUUCGACCGCUAAUCCUGUUCGAAGUCCGAGAAACGACAGGACCAAGGGCUGUCCCUUUCCCACGUGCUCACGAUAUGGACGAGCAUUCUCUAGGGCGCACGAUCUAAAGCGACACAUAGCUCGACAUGCGAUGCGAAAGGAGAAGCUGCAGCUAGCCGAUCAACACAAGGUCGUUGUCGAAAACGCUGCGAAUGAUACAACUCUACAGGGCGCCCUUUUACGCGGCGUUGAAGACAAGGACGGGUUUGCCUGUCCGCGUUGCAAGAAAAGAUACAGUGAUGAGGAGAAGCUCAAGGUCCACCUGGCCUCCCAUGGCAAGACAAUCCAAAAGAACCACUCGAAACCAGAGGAACAUACCAAAGGUAUAGAUCAAGCAAGUAUGGACAAAUCUUCGACCCAAAAGGAUCCUACAGAAGAUGAGUUCUUUUUGGAGGAAAUGCUAUUGUUAAAGAAGGAUCCUCGAAAAGCGAACAAAAGCGAUUCGAAGAUCAGGUGCGACUACUGCUCGAAGACUUUCAAGACCAAGUGGACUUUGAGUUCGCACGUGGCCGCUCACGAGGGCCGUUUUCAGUUUGAUUGCAGUCAAUGCGGCAAGAAAUUUGUCAGGAAAAGUCAUUACGAAGGUCAUGUGCGUUCCCACGAGGCCGCCAGACCAUACAGCUGUGAGCAAUGUGGCAAAACAUUCAAGGAACUCAAGCAUCGUCGCGAGCACACUAAGCGAAAACAUCCGAGUAAUCAAAGCGCGAUACAGAGCUUGUUAGACAGCAUCGGACCAUGUGCGACCGAAGAGGCGAACAUCGAUCAAGCUAAAUUCACCUUGCUGAUGCCGGUCAAUUUUAGCACGUAAAACGAUCGAAGAAGUUUUUGCUGUCUUAAAAGCUUACUCUGUGGACCCUUCGACUUCGAAUUAUAAAAAAUUUAAUUCUUUUAUGGAGAAUCUUCGGAUCCACAAGACCUGAGAUUUCUUGGAACAUUGUAUCCAUGGGGCCUUCGGUACUUUAGCUUCUUGGAAGAUUGCUUUUGCUCGGAAGAUUGGAUUUUCAGAUCUUCUAUCUACUUGGAGGAUGGAAAUCUUACAAACUUAUUUAGAAGAUUCUUGGAACAUUGAAAGUUUACAUUUCUUGAAAACUUAAUUGCUCGAUCUUUGACAUCAGUUAUUAUAAAUCUUAUAAUUCGAAUUUCGAACUUUUCGCAAUAUAAAUUUUUAAAGGCUCGAAAUUCUGAAUUCUCAAAUUUUACCGGAUAACCGGAAAUUUUGGAUCAAUCUUGCCAAUUCUAAAAGAGAUUCUCUAUGACCAAAAAAUAAUAUAUUUCUAAAUGAUAAUUUUUUUCAACUUUAUUGACAAGGUAUUUGAUUGACAAAUCAAAAUCGUGUGAACAUUUCACUGAUUAUAUUCGAUCUGUUAUUCCAUAAGAAAUGUCAAAAAAAUAAACCUUAAGUAAGUGAAGCCAUUA
Messenger RNA from Cataglyphis hispanica, 2374 nucleotides. RefSeq names its product zinc finger protein 84-like. Gene Ontology annotation, molecular function: RNA polymerase II cis-regulatory region sequence-specific DNA binding; DNA-binding transcription factor activity. The transcript has 4 exons. The coding region runs from base 723 to 1766 and encodes 347 amino acids. Gene Ontology annotation, biological process: regulation of transcription by RNA polymerase II. Lineage: Eukaryota; Metazoa; Arthropoda; Insecta; Hymenoptera; Formicidae. The record is from RefSeq and is a predicted model, not a curated record.